AGUCAACAGUAGCUGUGUAAUUUCUGCGCAGGUCCAAGCUUCUCCUUCCUCUUAUUUUCCUUUGCAAGACAAGAAACAAAACAAAGACUAACACUUAGCCCCUGUGCCCAGUAGCCAGCCUCCACCCCUCUCUGUCAUUUUAUUUUUAUGUUUUUCAGCGUCACAUCCCACCCCCGGCCGGAGGAAUGUAGAGACGGAGGGCUUUAAAAAUAGCAUCCUCUGCUCUGACAGAGCUGCUCCGGAGGCUCCGCCGCACUGUGGUGCGAGAAGCAGGAAUGCGAAGAUGGCUGCAGACCUAGGAGAGCUGCUGGUCCCCUACAUGCCCACCAUCAGAGUCCCCAGAACAGGAGACAGAGUGUUCAAGAGCGAGUGUGCCUUUUCUUUCGACUCUCCCGAGUCUGAGGGCGGCCUGUAUGUGUGUAUGAACACAUUCCUGGGCUUCGGUCGAGAACAUGUGGAGAGACAUUACCGCAAAACGGGACAGAGUGUUUACAUGCACCUCAAACGCCACGUCAAAGAGAAAGCCACAGGAGCUGCAGGAGGUGCCAUCCCCAGACGAAGAAAUGGAAAAGUAUUCCUAGAUUUAGAGCUAAACCGUGAUUUUAAUGGGGAGGACUAUGAAUAUGAGGACGAGGCCAAGCUGGUCAUUUUUCCAGACCACUUCGAGAUUCCCUUACCAAACAUUGAGGAGUUGCCUGCUCUGGUUACCAUUGCCUGUGACGCGGUACUCAACGCAUCAUCAGCUUACAAGAAACAGGAGCCUGAGUCAUGGGAUGAGGAGAUCCAGGUGUCCAGACAUGCCAGGAGCCUUAGACAGCUGGAUAACGGGGUCAGGAUCCCACCCAGUGGCUGGAAGUGUCAGAAAUGCGAGAUGAGGGAGAACCUGUGGCUGAACCUGACGGAUGGAGCAGUGCUCUGUGGCAAGUGGUUUUUCGAUGGGAGCGGAGGCAACGGCCAUGCUCUGGAGCACUACAGAGAGACCAACCACCCCCUGGCCGUCAAACUGGACACCAUCACACCAGACGGAGCAGAUGUCUAUUCGUUUGAGGAGGAAGAAGCUGUGUUGGACCCCCACAUAUCAGAGCACUUGUCACACUUUGGAAUCGACAUGCUACAGAUGCAGAAAAGAACAGAGAAUGGGCAUCACACAGACAAUAACUCCAGGCCGCGGGUCAGCGAAUGGGAGGUGAUCCAGGAGUCGGGCAUGAAGCUGAAGGCAGUGUAUGGUUCUGGUUACACAGGCAUCAAAAACCUGGGAAACAGCUGCUACGUUAGCACAGUAAUGCAGGUCCUCUUCAGCAUCCCAGACUUCCAGAGGAUGUAUGUGGGUAAUCUUCAGAGGAUAUUUGACUAUUCACCUCUUGACCCCACCCAGGACUUCGCCACACAAAUGGCUAAACUGGGACAUGGACUGCUCUCAGGCCAGUACUCCAAACCACCCAUGAAAUCUGAGCUCAUUGAACAGGUGAUGAAAGAAGAAUACAAGGUAUUAAACUGGCACCAGCAGAAGGGCAUUUCUCCUCGGAUGCUGAAGGCCCUGGUAAGCAGGGGACACCCAGAGUUUUCAUCCAACAGACAACAAGAUGCCCAUGAGUUCCUCCUGCACAUCAUCAACCUGGUGGAGAGGAACAGCGCUGGCUCAGAGAAUCCUAGUGACGUCUUCCGCUUCCUGGUGGAGGAGCGCGUUCAGUGCUGCCAGAGUCGUCGGGUCCGUUACACUCAGCGGGUGGACUACUGCAUCCAGCUGCCAGCUCCCAUUGAGGCGGCCACCAAUCGAGAGGAGCUGCUGGCAUUUGAGGCUAAGCGUAGGGAAGCUGAGGAAAACAUGCGCACUCCUCCUGAACCCGUGAGAGCGAGGAUCCCUUUCACUGCUUGUCUGCAGGCCUUCACUGAGCCGGAAAAUGUCCCUGACUUCUGGAGCUCGGCUCUGCAGGCCAAAUCAGCUGGAAUCAAAACCUCUCGUUUCGCCUCCUUCCCAGAGUAUCUGGUUUUGCAGAUUAAGAAAUUCACAUUCGGGGUUGAUUGGGUGCCAAAGAAACUAGAUUUGGCCAUAGAUGUUCCAGACUUCUUGGAUCUGAGCCGGCUCCGAGCCACAGGGCUGCAGGCGGGUGAGGAGGAGCUGCCCGACCUCAUGCCUCCAAUUGUGUUACCUGAAGACACCAGAGAUAACUCCAUGAGCUCAGACUCUCCUGAAAUAGAUGAGGCGGCCGUAAUGCAGCUGGCAGAGAUGGGCUUUCCACUGGAGGCCUGUAGGAAGGCUGUGUACUACACUGGCAACAUGGGCCCCGAAAUGGCCUUCAACUGGAUCAUAGCCCACAUGGAGGAGCCUGACUUUGCAGAGCCGCUCACUCUCCCGUCCAUGAUGGAUCCCGGCCCCUCCACCAGUGACAGCCCCAUGGGAGCCAUGCCACUAGGCAGCUCGCCCCCUGAGGAGAGUAUCGCCAUCCUCACUUCAAUGGGCUUCCCCCGCACUCACAGCAUCCAAGCACUCAAAGCCACGAACAAUAAUCUUGAACGAGCACUCGAUUGGAUCUUCACCCACCCAGAGCAGGAGGAGAGUGAUGCCCUUUCAGACAUGGCCGACACAGAGCCCAACGACAACGCGUUCUCCAAUGCCAACUCACACAGCGACUCCACACUCUCUCCAGACAGAGACGCUCCAGGCCCCCGGGUCAAAGACGGACCCGGACGAUAUGAGCUCUUUGCCUUCAUCAGCCACAUGGGAGCAUCCACAAUGUCUGGACAUUAUGUCUGUCACAUUAAAAAGGAGGGAAGGUGGGUGAUCUACAAUGACCACAAAGUGUGUUUGUCAGAAAGGCCUCCAAAAGACUUGGGCUACGUCUACUUUUACCAUCGACUGUCAAGCAGUUAAACUAAAGUUACGGCCCCCUCCCCCUUGCGACCUUUAAAUAACCCUAGUCUUCCACCCAGAAGACUGGCAGACAACUGUAAUAACAGCCACAGUGGAAACGAUGGAAAUAACCUCUCAGACCAGCUGCUUGCCUUAUCGUGAUGUCAUUCAGGAGCAACCAGGAACACUGGUCAGAAAGGGAAAGCAAUGUGCUUUUUGUGCAUUUGUGUUAUGCUUUAAAUGUAUAUUUCAGUGUUGAUGUUUAAAAAAAGGAAAAUAUUUCUUGACAGUGUCGGUACAGAGGGAUGGGUGCAAUUUCUACUUCUGGAAUGUGUUUGCACACAAAAUAAUGUCACAUAUCAGAUCACACUGUUCCUCCUCUCUGCCUUUCAGCUACUGUGCCGUAUUUUCAAAGAGGUACAUUUUAUAAAUGUAUGUUGAAAUGGUAGCGCUUCACUGCCUGCCCUGAAAUAAUGCUCUGAAACUGCAACGACAAACGAGAAAUUAAGGUGCUGCUGGUGGCUUUGCGUUUUAUGUAAGAAAGUUGUUUGUCCCCUAGAAACUGGAAAAACUACAAUAAUUCAGUCGUUUCGGUUGGUUAUUGAGAGAAAUCACUAACAAACUGGUGAAAGUUUCAGAACAAAGGAAAGCACCAUGUAGGCCAUAAGUAAGUGUUAAAUAUACAGUAUUAAUAGCUAACUAAUGGUUCAUUACUGCCCCAGCUUUACUUUGUAUAGGUUUGUCACUUGAAAUGAGAAACUUUUUGCUUUUUGCCCUAAUACACUGGCUGAGUUAUCAGGAUAGACGUUUUCUCUUUCCCUGAAAGCACUUUUCACUAGUUCAUAUUAUGCACCAGGUGAUAUAGAAGUGGACUUCAUAUUCACCAACUACAAGCAAUCGAAUGUGAUAUAUUCAGUUUAAAGUUCAAUACCGUUGAACCUGUUUAUCAUUGUUCUAUGAGGAGAUUACAGUACUGCAUUAAAUCAAUGCCUAAUUUCUUUAUUUUAAUAAUGACUGUCAUCACUCUUCAUGUAAAUUAAAUAGAAGUCCUCAACCUUUAUCAUUAUUAUUAUAAUAUUCAUUAUUUUUGCCCAAGUUGCAAAAUAUUUGCAUACUAAGCAUAACUUUAUCUCAGUUGCACCUGGUUCGGUUCCGUUGCUUUAUCACUUGGACAGAUUCAGACUAUGACCCAAAAGUUAAAAUGAAUGUUUUCAGUGACUUCUUGCCACUUUUUACAAUUGAUUCACUUAUGCAUCUAAACUUUUCUCAUGUCCAGAGCAAUAUGCACAAAUCUUUUCUUAAAGCUACUGUAUAGUUAACAUACAGUGACCUGUAUCUCUCUCUGUCCUCUGUCCAGACAUGCUGCAGAGCUGAAUGUAUAACUUUAUGGUGCUCACUGCAAACGAAACCUCCUCUUGUUCAGCUUUAAUACUCAGAAUCAACAGUGAACAUAAGAACUGGCCAUUUGCUGUUUAGUCUUCGUAACCUCAUGCUGGAUUACCAAUCAGCUCUGUACUACUACAUAUACACGCAUUUUACUCAGUAUGUUCAGAGAAUUUAACAUACAGUAGAUAGCAUGGGCUAUUUGUCAGGUCUUGUGAAUUUACAGCCUUUGACUGUCAACAACAUCUCAAUGAUUGAGUUCAUAUCCUCUUUGGAUUUAUAGGAUUUGUGAAAUACAUGAAACUGGACUUGAAACUGCGUUUUAAUUCUUGUUCGGUGACCUUAGCUUGUGGUGAACCUGUCGGUCAUUCAGUGAUACACUUUUAGGUGCGUAUUUUAAAGAGGAGUUCUGCUGAAAACAAUCUUUCACCAGUGUGAAAAGUCCUUAACAUUUCAAUUUUUGAGUUAUUAAUUCUUACAUUUAAAGAAAAGGCACUCCUUUGUUAAUACCAUGUUAUUUGUUAAGAGGGUUGAAAGAAAAAAUGCAGAACUCCAGGGAAGAAAACACUGAAAGUUAUUGGCUAGAAUAUGAUCCUUAAUAAACAUCAACAGUCUCUAUAGAAGUCAAUAGGAGUGUCUUUUCUUGAUAUCUUUACAGGCUCAAAAGCAUUUAAGCGUGUGACAGCAUAAAUAACUUUUUCUGCAGUUCUCCUCUUUUAACAACACUGUGCCAGGACCUCCGUGAGUAAAUCGUCGGUUUUAUCAAAUCUCAACCUGUUACUUGAUAGACUGCUGCAGAGUUCAUAGUCUAUGCAGUGGGAAAUACUGAAAGUCUCUAUGCAAGUGUUGUGUUUCUGCUCAUCAUCGUUGGUGGAUAGCUGAUAAGCUUUUCGUCUUGCCUAAUAAUAGUUAGUUGUAAAUGUGUUCAGAUAUUCUGUGCAAUUAGUUAUUUCUCAGCACCUUUUGUUCCUCUCAUCCUCUUCAUCCACGUCGUCCUCUUUGUAUUUCUGGGUCUUGUUGUGCCAGCUUUCCCUACAGCUCGGUCUCUUCCGUUCUUCUUCUCUACUUUGUUAAAACGUGGUUCAGUUUAUCACAAAAAGGCUUCUUCACUGUCAGCUUGUGCACUAGACGUUGACAUUUAGUCAUUUGGAUUGUGCAAUUGUACUUUUUGUGAGGUUUAUUCUUUUUUUUUUUUCAUUUAACUAAAUGUCAAAAAGGUUCUUUACCUGUUUUUACUCUGCUUCCUUUUUGCAAACAAGUUUGUGCCAAUUCUGUAGUUUUCAUUACAUAGUUUCCCUGAAGGGAAUAUUUUAAGUUGACUUUUGUAAUGUCUGCGUUUAUCCAAAUAUGGCUUAGGUGUACAUGAAUAGAGUCAUGGCAGUACAAUAUACCCAGUGGCACUGUUUACUUAAGAUGUUUGGAUAAUUUAAUAAACUACACCUUUGUUGAGA
Molecule: messenger RNA, 5685 nt
Organism: Mugil cephalus (flathead mullet)
Lineage: Eukaryota; Metazoa; Chordata; Actinopteri; Mugiliformes; Mugilidae
Gene: usp13
Product: ubiquitin specific peptidase 13
Exons: 21
Coding region: 284-2872 (862 amino acids)
Biological process (GO): protein deubiquitination
Molecular function (GO): cysteine-type deubiquitinase activity; zinc ion binding; protein binding
Source: RefSeq, a predicted model, not a curated record